Acaulospora colombiana is the source of this 834-nucleotide messenger RNA. NCBI's taxonomy places the organism in Eukaryota, Fungi, Glomeromycota, Glomeromycetes, Diversisporales, Acaulosporaceae. The record is from the annotation of a GenBank genome assembly.
AUGGCGUCGAGACUACCUCCAGAGAUUCUCGGUCCAAUAUUUCAAGAAAUCUACAACUCUCGACCCAAUUCUAAACCUCAUGAGCAGUAUCGCAAUUUAUUUUCGUGUUUAAUGGUAAACCGACUUUGGUGUAGAAGUGUAAUCUCUUAUAUCUGGUCUUCUGUGUUCACAUCUCAUUCACCGGUUCGCAAUGGUGCCAUCGAUAAAUAUAUUUCAUGUCUCUCGCCCCCGAAACUUGAGGUUCUCAGGUGUGCCGGGGUCCAACUUCCCGCUAUCCCUUCGACGCCACCAAUUUUUAAUUAUCCAGUAUUUCUAAGAAACCUUCGAUUCGAAAUUUUCCUGAGGGAUGUCUUUGAUUGGUGUCACGAGCAUAAUGCCAGUCAGCAUCAUGAUCUGGUAGUGAGGUUGUUAUUAGAGUUGUUCGCGGAGAGCGGUGCCCGAUUGGAGACAUUUGAGAUGAAAUUCGUGGAUAGAAAUGCAUUUCCCGAUUAUUGUGAAAAAUUAGAACGGUUGGGUUUGAAUUUUAUAUGCGAAGAUAGGUUUAAGCCGCUAUUUUGCGGGGUUAAGAAAUUAUGGUUGGGAAGGGAUGCGAUUGAAUCGUGUGAGAAUUUGGAAUCGCUGACAUUUCAUGAUUGUUUUUGUGUCACGUCGGAAUUGGUCGAACCCUUGUUGUUGAACGCUUGGACGAAAUUGGAAUAUGUUUAUGUUACGCCGAGUUUCCUUGACUCAGAGGCACAUCGUGGACAGAGAAAUUGCGAAAGUUUAGAAAGAUGGGCAAAGGAAUUCAGUAAUAAUGGAAAAUUUUGGGAAAGCAAUAGUGUACCUUUGAAUUAG